Messenger RNA from Camellia sinensis, 634 nucleotides. The record is from RefSeq and is a predicted model, not a curated record. Lineage: Eukaryota; Viridiplantae; Streptophyta; Magnoliopsida; Ericales; Theaceae.
UAUAUAUUGUGCUCUAUUCAAAUUGUUUCCUAAUAGAUUCACACAAAGAGGGAGAAAAAUUACUUCUACUAUUUUGUGCUAGAUUUGGGUAUUUCGAAUUGGCCUUUGGUUUUCUCCCAACAAUAUGGAUAUGUACAGAUUUUGAGAGUGGAAAAGGUUAAAGGGAAAAUAUAAAAGUAACACAUAUGUUUUGGACUUUUAUUACCCAGUAUGCCAUAGUUGAGACAAUAGAUGGUCCAAACAAAUACAGUGGAGCGUCAGCGGUGCUUAGUGUACACCAACCAGGUGUCAGGGGUAAACAAUAUAGUGCAGGGCGAAUGAUGAUUCAAAAUGGGCCUGAUAGCUUACAAGUCGGGUGGAGGGUGGAUCCAACUCUGUUUGGUGACUCAAGUAGUCGACUAUUCAUAUAUACGAAUGCAGGUCAAUCUCAUUGUUUCAAUACAAAUUGUCCUGGAUUUGUGAUUGUGGACACAGAUAUACCUCUUGGUUCAGUAAUUGAAGAGGUCUCUAUACCUGGAGAGACACCAAUUGAGUUGGAAAUCUACAUCUUGCAGGUAAAAUUUGAAAACUCUUAAUAUACAUGAAGUCCACACCUAGACCACUAUAUUGGCAGAUCACAAGUUCCCAAGUCAUG